CAUCCCGUGUCAGCUCGUCGUUGACGUAAGCGGUUGAUAUCACAUGGAGGCAAGAGAAAGUAGAUGACAUGGAAGAGACGAGGUGCGGAAAAUGGACAGAAUAGGUUGUUAAUAUGGUCGCUUGAAUAUGUUACAGCAGAGCAAACCGAACCCGACUGCUCUGGACAACACGGAUUUCGUCUUACGUAAACGGUUUAAAGCUGAUGUAUCGCCUCCUCAAUCGAAUUCUCAUGGAGAUUCUAAAUUUUCAACGGUGCAAAGCUCACCGGUUGGAGCAAGGUGCAAACGUCCUGGAGGAGAUGAGAAGAAAGAUACCAAACUUAAAGACUUCGUAAAUCAUCCAACUUUUUCUGUUUCUCAACUCCGGCGUUUUGCCAUCAGUUCAGGAGGACUUCUGAAAAGUGCAAACAGAAAACGAUGUUGGCCAAUGCUUUUAGACAUCGAUGUAGAUAACAUACCUCCAGCACCAAAACUUUCAGUAUUAAAAACUCAUCGAGACUAUGAGCAAGUUCUCCUGGAUGUUGAAAGAUCUCUUUCGAGGUUUCCUCCAGGUAUGCGAGAGGAUAAACGAUUGGUUCUUCAGGAUAAACUUGUGGUCCUCAUUCUUCAUGUUCUGAUAAAUCAUCCAGAAUUGCAUUAUUAUCAGGGCUACCAUGAUAUUUGUGUUACGAUCCUGCUGACUGUUGGUGAAGACCUUGCAUAUGCCGUUGUAGAUAGACUUAGCAUCUCACAUUUAAGUGACUAUAUGGGUAGCACUAUGGAGAGGACCAAAGUUAUAAUGGAUUAUGUUUUCCCAAUAUUGGCCAAAGUUAAUCCUAAACUUGAAGCCUAUCUUCAGAAGGCUGAAGUUGGUACAAUGUUCUGUCUCAGCUGGAUUAUCACGUGGUACGGUCAUGUGUUGAAAGAAUAUCGUCACAUAGUCAGGUUAUACGACUUCUUUAUAGCGUCCCAUCCAUUGAUGCCUAUAUAUGUUGCUGCCGCUAUUGUUCUGUACAGAGAAAAGGAAAUUCUGUCAUGUCCUUGUGAAAUGGCAUCAGUUCACCAUACAUUAUCGCACUUGCCAAAGGAUCUUCCUUUUGAAGAGCUCAUCAUCACAGCUUGUGAUAUACAUCUGUUAUACCCUCCUUCUGAAUUAAUAAAGGAUAAUUUUGUACCUCCUGCCACACCUAAACCAACAGAUAUAAAUGAACGGCGUUGGAAGCAGAGGAAACGUCUGAGCAGAAAGUUAAUUGUGAAGGUUAUUAUUGUUGCGUUUUUUGCUGUUCUGGCUGGUUACAUACUGUGGAGGCCUUAGUUUGUCACAGUUCAUCGCAUCUAAAUUUGCAGCUCUAUUCCACUCACCUGUACUCACCUGUCUACUUUCUCCAUCUUACUGUUAUGGGACAUUGAACCAACUGGAUUCAGGAGGGGCCUGCUUACUACCAUAACUCCAACAAUAUUUUUCAACAUAUCUAGCUCACAGAAGGAAUCGAUAUCGGAACUAAUCAACUGUUCUUUGACAAAAAAA
This is a messenger RNA of Octopus sinensis (East Asian common octopus), 1507 nucleotides long. RefSeq names its product TBC1 domain family member 20. Lineage: Eukaryota; Metazoa; Mollusca; Cephalopoda; Octopoda; Octopodidae. The transcript has 9 exons. Gene Ontology annotation, cellular component: endoplasmic reticulum membrane. Gene Ontology annotation, biological process: positive regulation of GTPase activity; endoplasmic reticulum to Golgi vesicle-mediated transport. Bases 128 to 1294 code for a protein of 388 amino acids. The record is from RefSeq and is a predicted model, not a curated record. Gene Ontology annotation, molecular function: GTPase activator activity.